CAAGUAUACCACGUCCACCGCCACCCCUCUGUCCAAGUAUACCACGUCCACCGCCACCCCUCUGUCCAAGUAUACCACGUCCACCGCCCCCUCUGUCCAAGUAUACCACGUCCACCGCCACCCCUCUGUCCAAGUAUACCACGUCCACCGCCACCCCUCUGUCCAAGUAUACCACGUCCACUGCCACCCCUCUGUCCAAGUAUACCACGUCCACUGCCACCCCUCUGUCCAAGUAUACCACGUCCACUGCCACCUCUCUGUCCAAGUAUACCACGUCCACUGCCACCCCUCUGUCCAAGUAUACCACGUCCACUGCCACCCCUCUGUCCAAGUAUACCAUGUUCACCGCCACCCCUCUGUUCAAGUAUACCACGUCCACCGCCACCCCUCUCUACACCGAGUUCACUAUAUGAACCACUGAUGUAUUUAUACAUGGAGAUCAUAUCCCCCCUUAUGUACUAUACAUGGAGAUCAUAUCCCCCCUUAUGUAUUAUACAUGUAUACCACGUCCACCGCCACCCCUCUGUCCAAGUAUACCACGUCCACCGCCACCCCCUCUGUCCAAGUAUACCACGUCCACCGCCACCCCUCUGUCCAAGUAUACCACGUCCACCGCCACCCUCUGUCCAAGUAUACCACGUCCACUGCCACCCCUCUGUCCAAGUAUACCACGUCCACUGCCACCCCUCUGUCCAAGUAUACCAUGUUCACCGCCACCCCUCUGUUCAAGUAUACCACGUCCACCGCCACCCCUCUGUCCAAGUAUACCACGUCCACUGCCACCCCUCUGUGCAAGUAUACCACGUCCACUGCCACCCCUCUGUGCAAGUAUACCACGUCCACUGCCACCCCUCUGUGCAAGUAUACCACGUCCAUCCCUCUGUCCAAGUAUACCACAUCAACUGCCCCCCUCUGUCCAAG
Molecule: messenger RNA, 921 nt
Organism: Staurois parvus
Lineage: Eukaryota; Metazoa; Chordata; Amphibia; Anura; Ranidae
Source: the annotation of a GenBank genome assembly